UCCGGUGUCAUGGCUGCCCUGUCCACAUCAUAGUGCUGAGAAUUUCUGUCCUCGCUAGACUGCUUACUGAUACUUCUACGGCCUACAGCCCUCAUGGGAAGGACUCUUGGAGACCAGAAAGACACACAAUGGAAGCAGUAACCUUCAGUGAUGUGGCUGUGAACUUCACCAGGGAGGAGUGGGCUUUGCUGGAUCCAUUCCAAAAGAAGCUCUACAGAGAUGUGAUGUUGGAAAUCUUUAGGAACCUGGCUGCCAUAGGAGGGAUGUCAGAUGACCAGCAAAUUGAAGGCGAAUACAAAAAUUGCAAGAAACAUCUACGAACUGAGGAGGUAGAACAAUCCUGUCAAUAUAAAUUAUGGUAUCAACAUGGCAAUAUGGUUUCUCAGACUCCAGAUACAAAUGUGCGUAUGACAGUAGUUGGAAUACACCCAGGUGAAUGCUUCUCCAGAAGGCCCCUGUAUGAGCAGCAGGAAUUUCAAGAGAAGCGGUCUAACUAUGAUGAAUAUGGCAAGUCAUUCACGAAACUCAAGUGUUUUCAGAAAUAUGCAAAGGUGACUCUCGGGGAGAAAUUCCAUGAAUAUAUGCCAUGGGCAAAUUAUUACUCUGAUUACACUGAAAAUAUUACCGUUUGGGAGAAACCAGAUGUCAAAUCAUUCAUUAUACCCAGUGAUGAUCAAAUUGGGAAAAGACAUCACCAAGAAGUGAAUAUGUACACAUGUGUACCAUGGGGAAAAGACUUUAACACUCACUAUGAUAUUCAGACAGAUGAAACAGCUCACUCUGGAAAUAAAACCCAUGUAGAUAAACACUAUAGAAAAUCUUUCACUAACAAUUCCAUGGAUAAUCAUAAAAGAACUAGCAAUGGGGAGAAACUCUGUGUAUGUAAGCAAUGCGGGGAAGCUUUCAGAAGUGAACAUCAUUGUCAAAUGCAUGGGGAGAAAGCCUAUGCAUGUAUGCAGUGUGGCAAAGCUUUGAGAACAAGUGGUGUUUGCCAAAAUCAUGAACAGACUCACACUGUGGAGAAUCCAUAUGUGCAUAAGCAAUGUGGGAAAGGUUUCAGCAGAAAACAUCACUGGCAAAUGCAUGAAUGGACUUGCACUGGGGAGAAAACCUAUGUAUGUAAGCAAUGUGGAAAAGCUUUUAGCAGAAAAAGUAAUUGUCAAGUGCAUGAAAGGAUUCACACUGGGGAGAAACCCUAUGUGUGUAAGCAGUGUGGGAAAGCUUUUAGCACAAAAAGUAACCAUCAAGCACAUGAAAGGUCUCACACUGGUGAGAAACCCUAUGUAUGUAAGCAAUGUGGUAAAGCUUUCAGCAGAAAAGAUAAUUGGCAAAUGCAUGAACGGAUUCACACUGGGGAGAAACCUUUUGUAUGUAAGCAAUGUGGAAAAGCAUUCAGCACACGCCGUAAGUGUCAAAUACAUGAAAGAAUUCACACUGGGGAGAAACCCUAUGUAUGUAAACAAUGUGGCAAAGCUUUCAGAACAAGUGAUGUUUGUCAAAAUCAUGAACGGACUCACACUGGGGAGAAACCCUACGUAUGUAACCAAUGUGGAAAAGCUUUCAGCAGACAAUACAGUUGUCAGGAACAUAAAAGAACCCACAGUGGAGAGAAACCCUAUGUGUGUCGGCAAUGUGGGAAAGCUUUCAGAUCACAGAGAAGUUGCCAAACUCACAUAUGGAGUCACAGUGGUAAGAAACCUUAUGUAUGUUCACAAUGCGGGAAACCUUUCAGUAGCAAAGCAGGUUGUCAUUUACAUGAAAGGACUCACACUGGGGAGAAACCCUAUGCAUGCAAGCAUUGUGGCAAAACUUUCAGAACAACUUCUGUUUGUCAAAGUCAUGAACGGACUCACACUGGGGAGAAACACUUUGUAUGUAACCAGUGUGGAAAAGCUUUCAGCAGACAAUAUAGUUGUCAAGAACAUGAAAGAACCCACAGUGGAGAGAAACCCUAUGUAUGUCAACAAUGUGGGAAAGCUUUCAGAUCACGGAGGAGUUGUCAAACUCACAUAUGGAGUCACACUGGUAAGAAACCUUAUGUAUGUUCACAAUGUGGGAAAGCUUUCAGCAGCAAAACAGGUUGGCAUUUACAUGAAAGAACUCACACUGGGGAGAAACCUUAUAAAUGUAAGCAAUGUGGCAAAGCUUUCAGCACAACAGCUAUUUGUCAAAAUCAUGAACAGACUCACACUGGGAAGAAACCCUUUGUGUGUACACAAUGUGGCAAAGCUUUCAGCAGGAAAGAAGGUUGGCAGAUACAUGAAAGGACUCACACUGGGGAGAAACCCUAUGUGUGUAAACAAUGUGGGAAAGCUUUUAGCACAAAAAGGAAUUGUCAAAUACAUGAAAAGACGCACAUUGGGGAGAAACCCUAUAUAUGUAAACAGUGUGGGAAAGCUUUUAGCACAAAAAGAAAUCAUCAAGCACAUGAAAGGGCUCACACUGGUGAGAAACCCUAUGUAUGUAAGCAAUGUGGUAAAGCUUUCAGCAGAAAAGAUAAUUGGCAAAUGCAUGAACGGACUCACACUGGAGAGAAACCUUUUGUAUGUAAGCAAUGUGGGAAAGCCUUCAGCACACUCUGUAAGUGUCGAAUACAUGAAAGAAUUCACACUGGGGAGAAACCCUAUGUAUGCAACCAAUGUGGAAAAGCUUUUAGAACGAGUGAUGUUUAUCAAAAUCAUAAACGGACACACACAGGGGAGAAACCCUAUGUGUGUAACCAAUGUGGAAAAGCCUUCAGCAGACAAUAUAGUUGUCAAGAACAUGAAAGGACCCACAAUGGAGACAAGCCUUAUAUAUGUAAGCAAUGUGGGAAAGCUUUUAGCAAAAAAAGGAAUUGUCAAGUACACGAAAGGACUCACACCGGGGAGAAACCCUAUGUAUGCAAGCAAUGUGGGAAAGCUUUCAGCAGAAAAGGUAAUUGGCAAAUGCAUGAACGCACUCACACUGGGGAGAAAUUCACAUCAGUGUUUAGUAUGUGGAAAAAUCUAUAGUCAUUUUGGUAUAUUUCAUGUGGCAAGUAGUAUUGUGAGAAGUAAUUAAUAUAAAGGUUGUGCACAAGUUAUCAGUUGUCCUUCAUGCAAUAAUGUAUAUUAAAUGAAAACCAUGUGAAAGUAAAAA
Molecule: messenger RNA, 3120 nt
Organism: Cavia porcellus (domestic guinea pig)
Lineage: Eukaryota; Metazoa; Chordata; Mammalia; Rodentia; Caviidae
Product: zinc finger protein 709-like
Exons: 4
Coding region: 129-2993 (954 amino acids)
Biological process (GO): regulation of DNA-templated transcription
Molecular function (GO): RNA polymerase II cis-regulatory region sequence-specific DNA binding; DNA-binding transcription factor activity, RNA polymerase II-specific
Source: RefSeq, a predicted model, not a curated record